AUGCCACUGUCUAAGCUACAGGGAGUCAAGCUCCCCGCCUCGGCCGACUUCCAUGUCCACCUGCGCGACGGCCCGAUGAUGGAGCUGGUGACGCCCACCAUUCGGCAAGGAGGCGUGAACACGGUCUACGUCAUGCCCAACCUAGUCCCGCCGAUCACAACGGUCGACCAUGCCCUGGACUACCAGAAGCGGCUGCAGGCCGUUGAGCCGAACGUGCACUAUCUCAUGUCACUGUACCUCCACGAGACCAUCAACCCGGAGACAAUCAUCGAAGCGAAGAAGCGUGGCAUCACGGGUGUCAAGAGCUAUCCGGCCGGAGUCACCACCAACUCGACCUCGGGUGUGGUCGAUUACUCGCAGUUCUACCCGGUCUUCGCCGAGAUGGAGCGUCAAGAAAUGAUUCUGAACCUGCACGGAGAAUGCCCCUCUAAGGGCGAUGUGACGGUGCUGUCGGCAGAGGAGCAGUUCCUGCCCAUCCUGGCGGAGCUCCAUGCCCAGUUCCCCAAGCUCCGCAUCAUCCUGGAGCACUGCACCACUGCGGCGGCGAUCGAGGCUGUGAAGAAGUGCGGGCCCACGGUGGCCGGCACCAUCACAGCCCACCACUUGUCCAUCAUCAUUGAUUCGUGGGCGGGAGAUCCUUUCUGCUUCUGCAAGCCCGUGGCCAAGACGCCGGCUGAUCGGGACGCCCUCCUUCGUGCCGCUGUCUCGGGUAACCCCAAGUUCUUCUUUGGUUCUGACAGUGCUCCGCACCCGGCUGCCUCCAAGCGCGGCGGAGAGAAGAUCGCCGCAGGUGUCUUCACCCAGCCAUACACCACCCAGGUUGUGAUCGAUGCCUUUGACCAGGCCUGCCAGAACGGAGUCCUCAAAGAGGAGCAGAUCACACCAGAAAUCGUCGAGGGCUUCAUGAGCAAGUUUGGCCGCGCCUUCUAUGGCAUCGGCGAGGAGCAGAAGGAAUUCAUCACCAUCGACAACAAGGGCGAGAAGAUCGUGGAUAUCCUGCAGUCAGACAAGAUCGACGUGGUUCCUUUCAGGAAGACCCAGGAGACAUGGAGCGUGUCAUGGUCUUGA
This is a messenger RNA of Penicillium alfredii, 1068 nucleotides long. RefSeq names its product dihydroorotase. The record is from RefSeq and is a predicted model, not a curated record. Gene Ontology annotation, biological process: pyrimidine nucleotide biosynthetic process; 'de novo' pyrimidine nucleobase biosynthetic process. The transcript has 3 exons. The coding region runs from base 1 to 1068 and encodes 355 amino acids. Gene Ontology annotation, cellular component: cytoplasm. Lineage: Eukaryota; Fungi; Ascomycota; Eurotiomycetes; Eurotiales; Aspergillaceae. Gene Ontology annotation, molecular function: dihydroorotase activity.